AUGGGUGAAAUUUGCAGAUCAGAUAAACUACCAAUUACAUAUUCUGAAUUGAAAUACAUUUGUUUUUUUUACUUUUUCCUGUUAAUAAGCUUUUUGAUAUGGUGCAUACGUAAGAAUCGAUUUAAGAAUUUAAUAAAUGAAAAACACAAAUAUAAAAAUAAUGAAUCAUAUGGAAAAAAUGAAAAUUCAGAAUUCUUUAAUUACAUUUACGAGCCAGAUGAUUCUGAUGAUAUUGUGGUUAGACAAGAAGGAUAUAAAAGUAGUCUUAUAGGAUUUGCAUUGAAAAAUGCAUCUAUUAUACUUUAUUUAUGUACACAUAUUAUUAUCAUUUUUUUAAUUGCAAAUGAAUAUUGUAUACAUGAAAACGGUGAAGUAUUAUGGAAUGACCGCGCUUGUGUUUUCUUUAUUUUUCUCUUACUAUGUUUUUCCAUUACUUAUGGAAUUUUAACUGUAAGAAAGCAUAUGCACAGCUUUUUUCUCGAACCCGCAUUACUGAAAGAAAGUAAUUACGUACUUAUAUACACCAAGAGUGAUGAAUAUUCGAACUCAUACAAAACAUCCUUUAAAAAAACGUACUUGCAUCUAACAACUUGGAUUCAUAAAUUUCAUCACAGAUGUAGAACCUGUUUUAAACAAUAUAUAAAUCUAUACUUACGAUACCAAGCUAAAAUAAAACGUACAUUUGUUUCUGAAAUAGUCAAAUGGGGAUACUUGAAGGAGCAAAAUUUUGUAAAUACUGGAGAAUGGCCAAAUGAACCACAUCGAAAUGAACAAAAGUGGAAUGUGGAACAUGGGACAUAUUACAAAAACAAAAAGUAUGAAGACAUUUUAGACACGAAACAUUCCUUAGAUGAACACUUCAUGAAAGACAAAUGCAACGGAUUAGGAGAAAAAAUAAAUGAAAAUAAAUUUGGUUCUCGAUUCGAGACGAGAAGAAAAGAUGGCUUAUCUACUUGGAGAACUGAAUGUUCUUUUCAUCCAACAUUGACAGUACACAAAAUAAGAGUUCUAACAAGCGAAAAAAAUAUUAGAUACUUUUUUUUUAGAAGUAUGAAGUAUGUGUAUAAUGACGAAAAAGAUGCAUUUUAUAACAUUGCUCACAGCAUAGAAGAGAAAGUGAAGAAUCUAGAUUUUCAUUAUAUAUUAAAAAAAGGAGGGUUAAAUAAUAAGGAAAUUAUUAACAAUAUAAAUGAAUACGGGUAUAACAAUAUCUAUCUUGAAUUUUAUUCAUUUUUUAAAAAUAUAAAACGAGAACUACUAGACGGUAUCUACAUGUUUCAGUUAUUUAUAACGUAUAAGAAUUUCUUCUGGAAAGAAGUCAUAACAUCUCUCAUUUGGCUAGCCAUAUCACUACUAAGUGUUGUUAAUAAAAUUAUGAAAAAUCAAAAAAAUAAAAAAGAAAUUUAUGAUAACAUCCAAUCAAGUAAUAACAUUUUUGUCGAUGUUUACAGAAAUUCAGUUGUGCAACAUAUACCAUCCAGUAAAUUAACUAUUGGAGAUAUCAUAAUUGUGAAUUCGAAUAUGACCAUCCCGUGUGAUUGUUUACUUCUUAAUGGGCAACUUCUAAUGGAUGAAAGUUUGCUCACAGGUGAAUCAAGACCAAUGAAAAAAACCUGCAUAUCAAAGUUAACAUCUUUCAACAACGCUUAUCAUCACGAUGGAACUUAUUCCUCCUCUAACAAUGAUUCCAUUAAUCGAUUGGAAUCAUCGAAUCAUAACAACAACAAGGAAAAAUGGAAAAAUAUUUCAUCCCUACAAAAAAAUAGCAUUAUGAGUGCAUCUCCCAUGGGUUCGAACGAGCGAAAUAAACAAAAGUUCAAUGAAAACAAUAUCCUCUACUCUGGCACUGAUGUGAUAUCAACUCUCAAUACAACAGAAAAUAUAUACGCAGUAGUUAUAAACGUUAGUAUAUACACAUACAAAGGAAAAUAUAUGCAAAAUGUUCUAUUUCCAAACCCUCUCUUAUUCAAAUAUGAUUCUCAGCUACCCAUAGUAUUCGCAUUUACUAUUUUUUUCUCUCUUAUAUGCAUGUAUUUUCAAAUACAUACCUUAGGACUUAACAUGACAUCCAUAUUUUAUACAAUUGGAACGCUGUCUCAAAUACUACCAGUAUGGACACCUGUUGUUUUGAAUAUAGGAUUAAAUAUCUCAACAAAUAGAUUGAAAAAUGAAAAAAAUAUUUGUUGUAUCGCUCCAUCUAGAAUACCUAUAUGUGGAAAAAUCCGAAUUUUCUUUUUUGAUAAAACUGGUACCUUAACAGGUCAUAAAAUUGAAUUUUCAGGUGUCCAUUUUAGCAAUAAUAUUUUGAAUGAAUAUAAGAAGAAUCAACUAACCUGGCCAGAUAAUCAUAACAAGAGUACAUCAAACGACAUUUAUGAUGUUAAGUAUAAAAAUUAUCAUUCUAUAAUUAACUCAAACUUUACACCAAUUGAAGAAAAUUCUUCCCAUAAAAAAGUAACGCAUCUUAAUCAGAUUCAGAAUGCUACUGGUCGGGACAGGACGUCUUCUUUCAACGGUACUUCUCAAAAUGGUACUACUUAUCAGAACCAAAAAAGAAGAAGAAGCAGAGGCAUGAGCAGGAGCAGAGGAAAUAUGCAAGAGGGGAUCCGAAGUCCCGACAAGGCAGAUGUUUCAUCGAGACCUUCUCAAUAUUCAAGCAUAAAAGGUACAAGGGGUGCAUCUAACAUGGUUUCUGCACUCUCCCAUGGAGAAAAUGUCAAGGGAAAGGAAAUCCAUAAUAUAUCAUCUUCGAACGAUAGGACAGAGAUCAAAGAUAGAUGCGAUGCAAAUGAAGAUAUCAAUGGAAGUGAUCUAAAUUUAAACGAUUCAAAUGAGAACCAUGGUAAUAAGCAUGUUCCAAAUCACAACAAUCUGCACGAACACGAGGUCCAUGGAACCCAAGAGAAUGUUCAACGAAAUGUCCAAUCCUCCAGCGAAGAUGUUUUUCAAAGUUAUGAUGAAACAGAUGAACAGGUACUUUUUCAACAUUCCCAGGGAGAAUAUGCACAUGAGGAGAGGGUCGUGAAUAAUAGUGCACAGCGUAGGAGAGGAAACGACAAUGUAAAAGGAGAAGAAGAAGAUCAUCACAAUUAUAAUCGGGGUGAAAAUCGAAGUGGCAGCAGAAGUGGAAAUAGAAGUGACCGUAGAAGUGGCAGUAGACGUGGCAGUAGACGUGGCAGUAGACGUGGCAGCAGAAGUGACAGUAGACGUGGCAACUACAAUGGGAACGUAUUUACGACCGUUCCAAAUGGCGAGAGUGCAAAACUGGACUCAGAAAUGUUUCUGCAGGAAGGGAAAGGAGACGCAGUGGAGGAGCAAAAUUUCCUCAUUGACGUGGACACUUGUAAUGUUGACCAAGUGCAUGAAUCGACAAAUCAAGAUGGGAAAAAAAAAAAAAAAAAAAAAAAAAAAAUGAAUGCACCCAUUGUAGGACGUGAAAAUGUUUGUGACAUGUCAAUAGAAUCUGAUGAUGAACAAGUAGACGAAACAGAAGAAGCUCCACUCCCUAUUCGAAACUGUCUUUUUAACGAAUCUAAUUCUUCGAUGAAUUCUGUGACAUCUCUUCUUUAUAACAGCAAAUUAAUGUGGACUAAUAAGGCAACAUUGAAAAACACUCCGCAUAACUACCAUCUAGUAAUAUAUGCAUUAGCUGGUUGUGCUUGUGUUUAUAAUGAUACAAAUAUUAACAAUGUAUAUGGAAAUGAAAUAGAUAAAAGAUUAUUCGAAGCCACAGAAAUGAAAAUAAGUAACUAUGUUAAUAAAUAUAACAUGAAUGUAAAAAAAGUUUCCUUAAGAAUUAAUUAUAAUUUAAAAAAUUUCGACAUUUUAAAAACGUACGAAUUUGAUUAUUUCACAAAAAUAUCAACUACUUUAGCUUAUGGUUCCUUCAAUUUUCGAGAGAAAUCAUUUGUUGUUUUUUCAAAAGGAUCUUUUGAUAAAAUUUAUCAGAAAUGUAUAAAAAAUGAAGAAGUUUAUUUUUUUAAAAAAAAAGAACAAGAAUAUAGUAAAAACGGGUUCUAUGUAAUUGGACUAGCUUUCAAAAUUAUACACAAUAUGUCUAUUCAUGAAAUAUUACAAUUAUCAAGACAGGAAUUAGAAGAAAAUAUGAACUUCUUAUCUCUUAUUAUGUUUAAUAAUUACAUUAAAAAAGAUGCUCAAGAAGUCAUUCAAACAUUGAAAAAUUCAUCUAUCAGACCUGUCAUAUUAACUGGUGACAAUGCUUACAAUUGUCUAUACGUUGGAAACAAAAUUGGCCUAUUUAAUAACAUUAAUUUUUAUGAAUCCUUUUUAUCUCUUAACAUGAAUUCGAAUAACAUUUCUGAGGAGUGUUCAUCAAAUGACAAGGAAAAUAUUUUUUUUUCUACUGGUACCAAAUUCUUGUCUUUUGAAAAUUUUAUCAAAUCGAACACGCAGUGGGGUGAAAAAGCGGGUCCUGCAUCUGGGGCAGAUCCCGUUACACAACCAGUGGGUUCUAGAAACAAUUUCAUUUAUUUGGAUCCAUCCCAAAACAUUCACCACCACACUCGUGCUAAAGAUCUGUUAGAAUCAAAUCAACGGAGCAAUGCAAACCAAUUAGAGGAAGCAACUCGAAAUGGAGGUACCACAAAAAAAAUGGAUCUCCAACAGAAAUCCUUCGUCUCAACAUCUAUUAAGGAGAAAGAGAAACAGGAACAGAUGCAAGAAAUGGAACACGCCUACAAUGAUAUGCACAAUGCAAAUGCAAUCCCCCAGUUCUAUCACGACAUUAGUGGCAACUACGAGAUGGGAGAAAACGAGUUGCUUCUUCCACGUGAGAAGAUAGAGAAUAAAACGAGUGGAAAUCACAAGAAUGUGAUGUUAAAAGGACAGGAGGAGGAGGAGGAGGAGGACAGGUCUCUUCCAGGGAGUAAGGCAAAUCUUGCUUAUGCCUCGAAUAUUAACAUGAGCAAUAAUGCAAGAAGCGCACGGAAUGGCUGCAGUAGAUGCAGUAGAUGCAGAAGCAACAACCUCCACAACAAGUGCGACCACACUGUAGGUAGACAUGACGAAGAGGGGAAUAACUUAGAUGACGUGGGAGAAGAGACACCUUUCUUAGAAUCCAUGAGCCAAAUAAACCUGACACAUAGCAAAAAUUCUCAGUACACGAACGAUGAAAAUAAUGAACCCAAAGAAAAUGUGAUUGUGUAUGGAUACGUACGAGAGGAAGAAAAAGAUAUAAUAUUUGUAAACAUACAAAAUGAUAAAGAAGUAUGCAAAGAAGAUGUGCUGUUCAGAAACAUGUAUAAAGAAAUAAUUCUAACAGGUGAGGCGUACAUAUACAUAAGACAUAACAUUUUUCAAAUUCAGAAUGAAGAAGAAGAUUUCAAUACAUACAAUUUUGAAAAAUCAGAAGAAUAUAAAGAUUUUUUAUUACGUGUACGAAUUUUUUCGAGACUAACCCCAAAUAAUAAAAUGCAGGUGAUUAAGGAUUUUAUAAAAUAUGAUUACAUUUCAGGUAUGUGUGGAGAUGGUAGCAACGAUUGUGGUGCUUUGAAAAUUUCCCAUGCAGGUUUAGCUCUUUCCAAUGCUGACACAUCUGUUGUAUCGCCUUUUAGUACUAGAAAUGAAAACUUAAAAAGUGUUAUUGAUAUAUUAAGAGAAGGAAGAGCUUGUUUAGUGACAUCUAUAAAUUGCUAUAAGUAUAUGCUCCUCUACGGAUUCAUGAUCUCAAUAGUUAAAAUUGUACUUUUUAUGAAUGCUCAUGCUGUUAUGUCAGAAUAUGGAUACUUAUUUUUUGACAAUGUGAUAUUGUUACUAUUAGCAAAAUCAAUGACAUUAUCCAAACCAGCUCGAAAAUUAAAAACACAAACACCAACCUCUAGUAUCGUCGGAGCCCAAACUAUCAUUUCUUUACUUUCAAAUUUGAUUAUUAAUUUUUUCUUUCUCUACAUAAUUAUUUUCCAAUUUUUUUAUGUUUAUGAAUUGCCAUCAUCUUACGAAAUGAAUACCGCAGCCCCAAAAUCCUCUUGGUGGCUUAUGAGUGAUAAUUACGAGAGUUUUCUGACCUGCAUCUGGUUUUGUUUCCAAAUUGUCAAUAGUGCUUUUAUUUUUACCUUUGGUGGAAAGUACAGGAAACCCAUAUUUUCCAAUUAUACCUUCAUGACGUACUAUACCCUGAUAAACAGCUUCCUGCUGUAUCUGACAGUUGCAGGUCCAAAUAAAUUGACAUGUUUAUUUCGAAUGAAUUGCAAUGAUGAAGUUUCCAAAGCGACAAAAUUCAGAAUUCUCGAUUUGUUCUCGUACUCAGCUAGCGGCUUGAGCUUUUAUGGCCCCAAUGGAAAUAACAUUCUCAGCACGAGACACAAAAUAAAAUUCCUUUUUUUAAAUUUUCUAAACAUAGCUGUUAAUAUUUGUAUAUCCAAAUAUGUUUUGUGUGAACCACUUUACAACAUGGUCAGGCGAUUUUUCAACUUCCAAAAUAGGAAGGUCCCCAUAUAG
Molecule: messenger RNA, 6456 nt
Organism: Plasmodium gonderi
Lineage: Eukaryota; Apicomplexa; Aconoidasida; Haemosporida; Plasmodiidae
Product: P-type ATPase
Exons: 2
Coding region: 1-6456 (2151 amino acids)
Cellular component (GO): membrane
Molecular function (GO): P-type transmembrane transporter activity; ATP binding; ATP hydrolysis activity
Source: RefSeq, a predicted model, not a curated record